Messenger RNA from Lagopus muta (rock ptarmigan), 3949 nucleotides. It is a transcript of the gene LRRC8A, whose product is annotated as leucine rich repeat containing 8 VRAC subunit A. The record is from RefSeq and is a predicted model, not a curated record. Gene Ontology annotation, molecular function: protein binding. The transcript is spliced from 5 exons. Lineage: Eukaryota; Metazoa; Chordata; Aves; Galliformes; Phasianidae. The coding region runs from base 411 to 2843 and encodes 810 amino acids.
CGCCCUACGUAAAGAUGGCGGCGCGCCCUUCCCCCUUGUGUCCGCCUCCAAGAUGGCGGCGCCCUUUUUCGCUCCUCGCUAGAGGCGGCGGCGGGCGCUCCCCUGGUGGCCGCCUAUGCCGGGCGGGUGAGGGAAGCUGUUCCCAUGGCGUGUGGGGAAUGCAACGCUUCAGCACCUGCUCAGGAUCCAGCACGCAGGAACAUCAUCCACUUCCAGCACAGAGAACUGAAGUGCAGAUAGCAGAACCCAACUGCAGGGUAAAGCUGAAAGCUUCCCAUUACUCAUCUGUCAUAGGAGUUAAAGUUGGUCCUGGAAGCCUUCUUUCAGUGUGAAUUUUUCACCUGCAGACUGCUAAUGACAAGCACCAGUCCUGAUGCCUUCCAGCGACUCGCCUGUGAGGGUGGUGAAUCAUGAUUCCAGUCACUGAAUUGCGAUACUUUGCUGACACUCAGCCAGCAUACCGCAUCCUGAAGCCAUGGUGGGACGUAUUCACGGACUACAUUUCCAUAGUGAUGCUGAUGAUUGCAGUGUUUGGAGGGACUCUUCAGGUCACCCAGGACAAAAUGAUUUGUUUGCCCUGUAAAUGGAUUACCAAAGACUCUUGCAAUGACACUGUCAGAGGUUGGACAGCUGUAACCCCAGAGCGUAUUUACUAUAACUCUAGUCUUGUUCCCUCUGCUGAUACAGGGCCCACAGGGAUCCAAUAUGAUUUGGACCGGCACCAGUAUAACUAUGUGGAUGCGGUGUGUUAUGAGAACCGCCUUCACUGGUUUGCCAAGUAUUUUCCUUAUCUGGUGCUGCUACAUACUCUUAUCUUCCUGGCUUGUAGCAACUUCUGGUUCAAAUUUCCAAGGACCAGCUCCAAGCUGGAGCAUUUUGUGUCUAUUUUGCUUAAGUGUUUUGACUCUCCAUGGACAACAAGGGCAUUAUCUGAGACAGUGGUGGAAGAGAGCGAUACCAAGCCAGCAUUUGGGAAAAUGAAUGGCUCCAUGGACAAGAAAUCUUCCACGGUCAGUGAGGAUGUGGAAGCCACUGUUCCCAUGCUGCAGAGAACAAAGUCUCGAAUUGAACAAGGAAUCGUGGACCGAUCUGAGACAGGUGUUUUGGACAAGAAGGAAGGUGAACAGGCCAAAGCACUCUUUGAAAAAGUGAAGAAGUUCCGUACGCAUGUGGAAGAGGGAGAUAUAGUGUAUCGCCUCUACAUGAGGCAGACCAUCAUCAAAGUAAUCAAGUUCAUUCUUAUCAUCUGCUAUACUGUUUAUUACGUCAACAACAUAACAUUUGAUGUUGACUGUAAGGUGGACAUUGAGAGCUUGACUGGCUACAGGAUGUAUCGCUGUGCUCAUCCUUUGGCCACUCUCUUCAAAAUCUUGGCAUCUUUCUACAUCAGCUUGGUGGUAGUCUAUGGCUUGAUCUGCAUGUACACGCUCUGGUGGAUGCUGAGGCGAUCACUCAAGAAGUACUCCUUUGAGUCUAUCCGUGAGGAAAGCAGUUACAGUGACAUUCCUGAUGUGAAAAAUGACUUUGCUUUUAUGCUCCAUUUGAUUGAUCAGUAUGACCCCCUGUAUUCCAAGCGCUUUGCUGUCUUUCUGUCGGAGGUGAGUGAGAACAAGCUGCGGCAGCUGAACCUCAACAAUGAGUGGACUUUGGAGAAGCUGCGGCAGAGGAUCACAAAGAACUCUCAGGAUAAGCUGGAACUGCAUCUGUUCAUGUUGAGUGGCAUUCCUGACACGGUCUUUGACCUCAUAGAGCUGGAGGUCUUGAAGCUGGAGCUUAUCCCUGAUGUCACCAUUCCCCCAAGCAUUGCUCAGCUCACCAGCCUUAAGGAACUAUGGCUUUACCACACCGCUGCCAAAAUUGAGGCUCCAGCCCUGGCCUUCUUGAGGGAGAAUUUGAAAUCUCUCCACAUCAAGUUCACAGACAUCAAGGAGAUCCCUCUUUGGAUUUAUAGCCUGAAGACACUAGAAGAGCUUCAUCUGACAGGGAAUCUGAGUGCUGAAAACAACCGGUACAUUGUAAUAGAUGGAUUGAGGGAGCUGAAGAGGCUAAAGGUGUUGAGGUUGAAGAGUAACCUCACCAAGCUGCCACAGGUGGUGACAGAUGUUGGUGUGCAUCUUCAGAAGCUUUCCAUUAACAACGAGGGCACCAAGCUCAUUGUUCUCAACAGCCUUAAGAAAAUGGUCAACCUGACAGAGCUGGAGCUGAUCCGUUGCGACUUGGAGCGCAUUCCUCACUCCAUCUUUAGCCUCCACAAUCUGCAAGAGAUAGACCUGAAGGACAAUAACCUCAAGACCAUUGAGGAAAUCAUCAGCUUCCAGCACUUACAUCGUCUCACUUGCCUUAAAUUGUGGUACAACCACAUUGCCUACAUCCCCAUGCAAAUAGGCAACCUCACCAAUUUAGAGCGCCUUUACCUGAAUCGUAACAAGAUAGAAAAGAUUCCUACCCAGCUCUUCUAUUGCAGAAAACUUCGGUAUUUGGAUCUCAGCCACAACAACUUGACUUCCAUACCACCAGAUGUAGGACUUCUUCAAAACCUGCAGAACCUAGCUGUGACAGCCAACAGGAUUGAGACUCUCCCGCCAGAGCUGUUCCAGUGCAGGAAGCUGAGAACCUUGAACCUGGGAAACAAUGUGCUGCAGUCACUCCCAUCCCGUGUUGGAGAGCUGACAAACCUAUCACAGAUAGAGCUGCGAGGGAACCGCUUGGAGUGCCUGCCAGUGGAGCUGGGAGAGUGUCCUCUGCUGAAACGCAGCGGGCUUGUGGUGGAGGAGGACUUGUUCAACACGCUGCCCUUGGAAGUCAAAGAGCGGCUGUGGAGGGCAGACAAAGAGCAAGCCUGAGCCCCCGAAAGACGGGGAGGAACCACUGACCAACAAGAAGGAAACACAAGGCCAUUCCAGUCCCCUUUCUCCCAGGUCCUCCCCUUCCUCUUCUCCAAUCACUAUCGAACUAGCCAAGGAGUCCCUGAACAGUGACGACUCUGAGGCUACUUCUUGCCUCGGGUGCAGGAUUGUGGAAAGCUUGGGAUCAGGAUGAGGAUCAAGACAGGUUAGAUGGCUCCUGAGCAAGGGCCAGUGGGAGUAAGAGAUGUUGCUGCUGUUUUGGACAGGAAGUGGAGUGAAGUGGGUGGUGCUGGAAAAGAGAUGACCUCCUUUGGAUGGAGGAGAAAAGGAAACGUGGGGAUUGCUGCCUUGCUUCGAAUGGGGAUUAUAGUGUCAGGGAAUGAGUGUCCUGCAAGCAAUGAUCAAGAGUCUAGGAAACUUCCUGUACCUCCUUGUCUGUGACACCUGGUACUAUUCCCCUCCAAAUCAGCAAUUCAGUAAGUGAGGCCCCACAGAGUGCUAGGGAUAGGAGAGAGUUGAUUAUUCUACCUAGAUGCUGGCAUUGGGAUUUUGGGGGGUAAAUUUAUCUCAGACAUCAAUUUGGAUGGAGGAAUGUGUUUUUUGUUACAAAUUGUCUUCUCUCCCUUGUGUUUGACACCCUGUCUUCUUCCCCUGGGGAAGGAGUUCUCCCUCCAGAACUCCAUCUGUGCAUUAGAGAUUGCACUUUCUAGCAGUUUCAAGUCACUUGUGCUAAUGAGUUGAUCACAUAGCAUCCUCUUCUCCAACUGAUGCAUUGGAGGCUCUAACCAAAAUAAUUCCAGGCCUUUAGCCUGUUCUGAAAUGGCUAGAAUACAAAUGAUCUGGGUAAUACAAAAGAUCUGGAUUAAAAGCAGUUGGUCUGCCUCAUCUGUUCUCCCAGAAGCAUUGAGUUGCUUCAUGAUCUUGGCUUUUAAAGUUUUCAAGCUGCUUUUAAGUUCCCGAUGCUCUGUCACGUAACAAACGCAGAUGUAAAACCAGUGUGUCAAGGUGUCCCCUGGGGUUGGCAGUGUUUAUAGUAAAGAGGAAUAACUCAGUUUUCCUCUGCCCAAAAAACUGUUAGAUUUGUUGCCAAUUUUUUAUUUUUU